Molecule: messenger RNA, 2147 nt
Organism: Mucor mucedo
Lineage: Eukaryota; Fungi; Mucoromycota; Mucoromycetes; Mucorales; Mucoraceae
Exons: 6
Coding region: 241-2016 (591 amino acids)
Source: RefSeq, a predicted model, not a curated record
CAUCAUUAUGGCAAAAGGUGUAUAAAUCUAAUCUUUUAAUUCUUGUCAAAGGGGACGAAAAAUGGGGAAACAAUACGAUUAUUCUAGGCAUAAGUACUGUAUUAGCUUCAACGUUGACGAUGACUCCAUCGCAUCUAGAAUUGUGUCCAUUUAUGAUGAAAACCCUGUGGGAGAUUUUAGGUUAGUCAACAUCCAAGCAGCAUAUCAUUUCUUAUUCUGACAGACAUGCUUUAAUAAAGAAUGAAAGAAAAACAAAGAAAAACCUCGCUUUUAUAUUAUUCUGAUACCGGAAUCGUUAUAGCCACAGGUGACUUAGCCGAUGCACUGAUAAAAAAGUUUAAAAAAUACCAGGAGUAUCUUGUGUACGUACCCAACAUAUUUAUGGAACUACACAAUAUCUAUUGGAGGUCACAGCAAGAUUCUUAUGAACGUAAAGCACAAGACAAAACUAUUCUCGAGGAAGUGAUAAAAGUAUUGAUGGAAGAAGUUGAUUAUUGGAAAGAAAAGUCAAAUUGUACAAAUAUGGAUUUCUAUUAUGAGUUUACUCUCCCUACAAACUGGGACUACAGAAUUAGAGAAGAAUUAAUCCAGGAUCUAUUUAUUAAGGCUGGUCUUAUUGAUGAAUAUCGCAACUGCGGCAGAUUAGUUUUUUUCACAGAGUUAGAGUCGACUUUUCGAUACAUCCAAUCAACAAUUAAUCCCAUUAAAAAUGAGGGGAUACAGCCUGGCAGACAGUAUGUUAUUUGUUCAUUAGACUUUCAAAACCGAAUGAAUGUAGAUCUAGAGUUAGUUACAGCCCAGUAUCCUGCUUUGACAGCAAUAAAUAGCAGGUCUGUCCCACAAUUAUCAAAGAAGGCACAUUUCGAGAUAGCCAUUGAAUUGGAAGAAUUAAGACUGUCGCUCAUAGCCCGUCUAAAAGGGCAUUCCAAUAUAAUAUUAGCACCAGAAGUUAUUGACAUGAUGCUAACAAAAUUGAAUUUAGUAGAAGAAGACAUCGAACAUGGACGGCCCAGUUCAAUUUCGUACGAAAUUUCAUCACAUCGACCUUUUUAUGACUUAGCAGAUCUUUUUGAAAAACAAUAUGGUUUAAAGAAGAUAGAAAUCGAAGCCAUUAGAUUAAUAACUGUGGAAGAUAUAUACGAAAACUUGUCUAGUCCUGCUGAAACCGAGUUUAAAAAUCAAAUGAAUAAUUUAUUCCAGGAUAUGGGCAAUAAAAAGAUUAGAUCGAUGGUCAUUUUCUAUACAGACCGAAUCUCUGAAAAUUCUAAUACAUAUGGCUUACUAAAGUUAAUUGAAAAAUGGUCGAAAACUUAUGGUGAAGAGCAAGAAAAUUCGUACAAAUUGAUCGAAAACAAUGGAACCUUUAGUUUCCCAAUACAUCGGUUUUUUACUAGAGAAUAUGGAAUUGCUAAGUUGAUAAAAGAGCAAUUACAUGAGUUUAACACGCACAGAGACCCAAUUAUACUGCCUAAGGAUACAGAAACUGGGCAAUCCGAAAGCCUUUUGAAACCUACAUAUUUUAUCAGUAUUGAUAUGUUACCUACAAAAAUCAAGACCACUAUCACAUACUUGGAUGAAAAUAGACAGACUAAACAAACGGAAACAUUUGAAAGUGGUUUGAAAUCAUUGGAUAGCUUUAUUGUACGGUCAGAAUUAUAUCAAAGGCCGAUGCUACAUAUAACGAACAGACUGAAGCGUCAUUUAGAUAACAUGUUUGGAAGCUAUCUUGCAAUGUACUCCAAUUCUGAAAGACAAAGUAACCCUGUAUCCAAGUUACUAAAUCGAAUUUUACAAAAAAUGCAAUCAGGGAUUACUUUAAGCAAUUACCUCAGGAUAAAAACAAGUGCAGAUUGGCCAAAGGAAAUUAGAAAUAUAUUGCUUCCUCGAAUCCGAACCUACUUAAGCAGCUUGCAGAAAACGUCGAAAUGGACGAUCUUUUCAUAUCGAGGGAUGAACCUUGUGGAGAAGACAGCAAUAUAUUCACUACCUGCCAUCCAGGUUACAUCUUUUUUUUAAGAUCGCUUAUCUGUACAGUCUCAACAAGCUAUUAGAAAAAAAGCUGGAAGAUAAAUUUGGAAACGGUUGGCAAAGCAAUAACAUCUGGUAUGGUGUCUCUGUCGAUAAGAAUUUAUUAGAUAAUGUAUUCG